AUAAAAACACGGAAGUGUACAAAGUAUACAAGUAGAUGAGACAAGUCAAAUGGUUUAUCGCGGCCAGAAAUUUGUACAAACCGGACAGAAGUUGCGAAAUUGUCAUUUGUGCAGGAAAGUACUGGACAGUAUGAUCGGCCGCGAUCAAUAAGUAAACACAACAUGUCAGCCAAAGUGUUACAAGAAAUCAAAGACAAAUUCGAGGGAGAAUGGAAAAUAGAUCGUAGUGAAUGCUUUGAAGAUUUCCUUCGAGAAGUUGGAGUGAACUUUUUCAUCCGUAAGAUGGCUAGUAUGGCCAAACCUGUUUCCACUGUAAAGGUAGACAUAGAGGAAGAGAAAAUUGCUGUCGCAAUGAAUGCUGGUUUCAUGGUUAAAGCGGAUACAUAUAAACUUGGAGAAGAGUUCAAAUCGGAGCACCCGGAUAAGAAGAGUAAAGCAGUUGUUAUAUAUGAAGAUGGUAAACUAGUCCAAAACAACACUCCAGAAGAUACAAACAUAAAACCAACAAAAGCAACACGAGAAAUUGUGGGGGAUGCUACUGACAAUGUAUGUCGGUGAUGUUGUCUGUAAAAGAUAUUUUAAACGAACGCCAAAAUAAAACAACAUGGACUGUGAUGGACUUGUUUCAUAACGUCUGGAUAUUUUUGAGCUAAAACAUGUUUUCAGUAAAAAGAAAUGGCACAGGUUAAUUAAAUACUCGUGUGAUUUUACAUUUGAUGGAGAAAAAAAGCUGGAAAACUAUAGAUUUUAGCUAUAACUAUAGAAAACGACUGUGAACUAACACGGGUACAGUGUAUCGACAGCUACAGCAUUCAGUUGAAGCAUAAUAACAUUUGUUUCAUCCAACCUAACAUAUUUUAAGUGCAAUUAGUCGGAUCGUUUAUUAGUCCCCUACUGGUUGAAAACCAGUUUCGGGGACUAUAGGAAUGCGCUUUUCCGUCCGUGAUUCCGUUCGCAAUUUCGUGUCCGGUCCAUAACUCUGUCAUUCAUGAAGGGAUUUUAAUAUUACUUGGCAUAAAUGUUCCCCAUGAUGAGACGACUUGUCAUAUGCAAAUCCCGGACCCCUAGCUUAAAGGUCAAUGUCACAAUUGGAGGUCAAAGGUCAACAGGGCUUUUUUCCUGUCCGGUCCACAACUCUGCCAUCCAUAAAGGGAUUUUAAUAUUACUUGGUACAAAUGUUCCCCAUGAUGAGACGACGUGUCAUGCGCAAAACCCGGACCCCUAACUUAGAGGUCAAGGUCACAAUUGGAGGUCAAAGGUCAACAGGGCUUUUUUCCUGUCCGGUUAAUAACUCUGCCAUUCGUGAAGGGAUUUUAAUUUUACUUGGCAUAAAUGUUCUCCAUGAUGAGGCGACGUGUCAUGCGCAAAACCCGGACCCCUAGCUCAAAGAUCAAGGUCACAAUUGGAGGGCAAAGGUCAACAGGGCUUUUUUCCUGUCCAGUCCACAACUCCGCCAUCCAUAAAGUAAUUUUAAUAUUACUUAGCACAAAUGUACCUCGUAAUCAGACGAUGUGUCAUGCACAACUUUCAGACCUCUAGCUCAAAGGUCAAGGUCACACUUGGCAGUCAAAUGUUAACAUGGCAUGAACAGGGUCUGUUUUGUGUCCGGUCCAUAACUCUGUCAUUCGUCAAGGGAUUUUAAUAUUACUUGGCACAAAUGUUCCCCAUGAUGAGACAAUGUGUCAUGCACAAAUCCCGGACCCCUAGCUCAAAGGUCAAGGUCACAAUUGGGGGUCAAAGGUCAACAGGACUUUUUUCCUGUCCGGUCCAUAACUCUGCCAUUUGUGAAGGGAUUUUAAUAUUACUUGGCACAAAUGUUCCCCAUGUUGAGACAACGUGUCAUGCGCAAAACAUGGACUCCUAGCUCAAAGAUCAAGGUCACAAUUGGAGGUCAAAGGUCAACAGGGCUUUUUUCCUGUCCGGUCCAGGACUCUGUCAUGCAUCAAGGUAUUAUUCAAGAAUGACUUUGUCCGGAGAUUUCUUCUUCAUGCAUGGAGGCAUUUUGAUGUAACUUGGCACAAAUGUUCACCACCAUAAGGCAGCAUUGUUUUUAGAAUUACCUCCCUUUGUUGUUACUAUAAAUAGAUUAUAUUAUAACAUUUUUAUUACUUGCUGUAGGAAAAAAUCGAGACCACUUUUCUGUUGUACAACAUGCAUGUUACAUCCAAUUUUUAUAUAUGAAUAUUUUUCUUUAGUAUGGUAUGCAAAUAUUGAACUCAGUUGAAAUCUGUUUUAUUAUAUAUAUGCUAUAUAAUGAUUGAAUCUCAUUACACUGAAAUGAACCCAUACGAAAAAGAAAUUUAAUAAAAGGUCAAUAAAAGGCAAACAAAGGGCUAGCAAAAGGUACUUCUAUGUUUUGUUAAAACCUUUUAUAAGCCUUUAAUUUAACAAAAUACUAACAAAAGACUAAUAAGGAUUUUGUGAGUAAUACAUUUUGUUUACCUUUUGUUUCAGAUACUGCCUUUUAUUAAUGUUUCAUUACACUUAUAAUUUGAAAUUUACCUUUUAUUAGCAUUGGAUUGGACUUAUAUUCUUAAAUAUUGCCAUUUGUUUGUAUUUCAUUCCACUUAGAAUCAACACUUACAUAUUUUGUUUGUAUUUCAUUACACUUGCUUUCAAAAACAAGAAGUUUCGUUCAUAUUUCAAUACAUUUGUAGGUUUUGACGACUUGUUUCACAAAAUCUAGCAUAAACAAAUUAGUUUCAUAUUUCAUUGAUAUUGGCUAAAUACUGCUGCUGCUGUUUUGAAUUUAGAGCUACAUCUACCAUUCACUAUGUUCUUCAUAUACAUAAUUACACUUCUGACGAUUGCAAAGGUUUGUCAGUAAGUAAAUGGCUACUGAGCACUUGCAAAAUUAAUGCAUAAUAUUCUUUAUCAUACAUAAUCAGCUUUAAGAGAGACAAUCUAUAAACAGAGACCACUUAAAAUAAUAAUUAAAACUUCUCCUGAAAAAACAAUUCCAAUGUUUUUCUCAUUCCAUAGAAUUCCUUAGAAUUUUUUUAAGAUAAUGCAAAGUUUUCCUAGUAAGAUUUUUUUUAUUUAAAUUGCAGCAAAGAUUACAUUGAAAAUCUUAAGAUUUGUUUGGAUUAUACUAGGUAUCCAAAUUAAUUGAAAUGAAACAAGGAAUCUAACUAAUUAAAAUUUAUGUCAAUGUUUUCAUUUUGUAUAUUAAAAGGAUGUUAAUUAGAAUUCUAUCAUUUUAUUUAUAAUUAAUAUAACAAGAGAUAUCAUUGAAAAUAGGUCCUAUUUAUAAAUUAUAUAAGCUAUUUAUUUUUUGGUUAUUAAACACCUCAAACAACAGCACCAGAUAAUAGGCAUUAAAAGUAAUUUCAUAAGUACAACAAAUUGUAAAUGAUAUUAUGCUUUUGAUAUAAUGUUACAUCCUCAUAAAUGAAUUAGUCUAUUCUUUUGAUGAUUGGCAAUGAUUAAUUAUCUUGCUUUUACAGCCACUUGAUAUACUGCUGUUCAAUGUAUACAGAUGUGUUAACACACAGAGAUACAGCGUAUCUGAUCAAGAUAAGGACCAAUGAAAAUACAGGCUUCAGAACCGUUUUACACCUGUACACCAAUAAAUAAUCCCCAUCUUUCUGCUUGUUUUUUCUCUCUGAGAUCUUUGCAAAUGCUGUGAGCAAAUAAAUGGUCAAAUUUUCUCAUGAACUGUAUACUUAUAUAUUUUAAGAACAUAGAUAUUCCCUUCAGUAACUAUAUAUUGUACCAAAGAAAAUGGCUUAUGAAUACAAAAAUUUGAAUGUAAACAGGAAGUUCGUUGUUCAUGUUGUUGGAGGCAAAUGGAAUAAAGCUAACUUGAAACUCUAAAAUGCUUUUAGAGAGAUAUCAGGUAAGAGUUUCAAACUUUCUAAUGUAAAAUUUAAGUUUUACAGCUAUAUGUCACAGAUCUUGAAUAAAUAGACUGAAGCAGGAACUUUAUUUAUCUCAGUAGAUUGAACUUUUUCGCCUGGUUACAGGUAACUUUUUCAGGUAUAUGUGAAUGAUAGAUAAUUUAUAAUGCUUCUAAGAAAACAGUUAAAUAUUCAAUACUUAAUUGUUGCAGUUCUCAAUUAUUUAUUUUUUUAAAGUACAAAUAUGUUAGUAAAAUCACUCUGAACCUAGGACUUACAACAGCCUCUAAACAUUUUCAGAUGAAAGAGUGUGCAUAUAUCUAGUUAUUAGAGGUAUAUGCCUAUAUGUAUGAAUUGAUGUAGUUGGAGAAAUCAGAUCGCUUCAGUGCAUGACUAUGCUACAGGAUGAUAUAAGAUCACAGACAGAAAUUCGAUCAAGGAUCAAACAUAAAUUACAUAAUACUUCAACUAAAUUAAAUAAAUGGCUGGAAUGAAGUUCCUGACCCUGGUGAUGAUUUUGGAAAAGCAAAGAGACAUUCUGAUGCCACCUUGUAUUGAGCCUGCAAUACUCCAAAAUGAUUUUGUUGUAUUCAUAAUUUUCUAUCAAAUAAUCUUUUAGUUUAAUUUUCAAAUUUAAGCUAAGUGAAUUUUUAUUAUUCUUAACCACAAGUGUAAAAGCCGCUGGCAGAUGUGUUAUUCCCCUUUGAAUUUUAUUCUUUUUGUUUUUUAUGAAACCCAGAUCUGUCUCAACAUUAGAUUAAAAUAAUUUUGUUUUGUGUCAAUAUCAGCAAUGUUUUCCAAUGGUUUUCCAUCAAACCUUUCCAAACUUCUGCAAAGAAUUCUUCUAAAAAUUCCUUCAACUUUAAUGCGAUGAAAAGAAUGUACGCUGCAUACAGUUUAUCUAUGUGAUAUGAC
Molecule: messenger RNA, 4754 nt
Organism: Mercenaria mercenaria
Lineage: Eukaryota; Metazoa; Mollusca; Bivalvia; Venerida; Veneridae
Product: fatty acid-binding protein, adipocyte-like
Exons: 6
Coding region: 163-558 (131 amino acids)
Biological process (GO): fatty acid transport
Cellular component (GO): cytosol; nucleus
Molecular function (GO): fatty acid binding
Source: RefSeq, a predicted model, not a curated record